CUUACACAACACACUUAAGUACAUGGCUUCUUCUUCGCUCUUCUUCCUUACUCUCUUUAUCUUGACCCUGAUAUCUGCCGUUACUGCCUGCCCCCCGUCAGACCGGGCAGCACUCUUAGCCUUCAAGGACGCCCUGACCGAACCUUAUCUCGGCAUCUUCCAGACUUGGACGGGCAACGACUGCUGCCAGGGCUGGUACGGUCUCAGCUGCGAUCCAAACACCCACCGUGUCACCGAUAUCAACCUCCGAGGCGAGUCACAAGACCUUAUCUUCCAGAAGCUUCAACGCACCGGCUACAUGACCGGAAAUAUCUCGCCGGAGAUUUGCAAACUCACCGGACUUUCCACACUCGUGGUCGCCGACUGGAAGGCAAUCUCCGGAGAGAUCCCCUCCUGCAUUUCAUCGUCACUUUCCUCGCUUCGAAUCCUCGAUCUCACCGGAAAUCAGAUCUCCGGUGAUAUUCCGUCCGACAUCGGGAAACUCCGGCGACUCACAGUUUUGAGCCUUGGCGACAAUGCCAUCUCCGGCAAGAUUCCGAAGUCGAUCGUCAACCUCGCCGGGCUCAAACACCUUGACCUCAGCAACAACCAAAUCUCCGGCGAGUUGCCGUGGAAUUUCGGAAAUCUCAGAAUGCUGAGUCGCGCUCUGUUGAGUCGAAACGAACUCACCGGUUCGAUACCAAAAUCGGUUUUUAAAAUGAACCGGCUUGCGGAUCUUGAUUUAUCGAUGAACCGGAUUACCGGUUCAAUCCCGGUCCAGCUUGGAAAAAUGAAGGUUCUUUCAACACUUAAAUUGGAUGGUAACUCUAUGUCAGGUCAAAUACCUUCGAAAUUAUUGAGUAAUUCGGGUAUGGGUAUAUUGAAUCUGAGCCGAAACGGGUUCGAGGGUGCUAUACCCGAUGUUUUUGGCGUAAGGACCUAUUUUAUGGCACUUGAUUUGUCCCAUAAUAACUUGACCGGUAAGAUACCCGGUUCGUUAUCUUCGGUUCGGUUCGUUGGGCACUUGGAUCUGAGCCACAACCAUCUUUGUGGAACCAUUCCGAUUGGAUCACCGUUUGAUCACCUCGAUGCGGCAUCGUUUAGUGACAAUGAUUGCUUGUGCGGAAAUCCAUUGAAGAGUUGUGUUUCCACCUAUAUCAGCAUGUCUGAUACCUUGCUACAUCAGAAUGGCGUCUUUCUAACGGUUGGCUUAAUCCGUGAAUCCAGUUAUCCUCCCAUAUGUUAA
Molecule: messenger RNA, 1225 nt
Organism: Arachis duranensis
Lineage: Eukaryota; Viridiplantae; Streptophyta; Magnoliopsida; Fabales; Fabaceae
Product: DNA damage-repair/toleration protein DRT100
Exons: 2
Coding region: 23-1225 (400 amino acids)
Molecular function (GO): protein binding
Source: RefSeq, a predicted model, not a curated record